UGCGUUGAUCAGCCUCUUCCUCAUCCUGACAGACCGGACAUCUCAUUAUAGGGAACUUCACUGCGAGAAUCAGCUGCGGCGUCCGAAGUCGAGUCGAGUUGAUGUCAGAAAAGUCUAGUUUUUUAUCAUCAUCAUCAUCAUCUUCAUCGUCAUAAUUAUUAUUGUUUGUGUUUACGGGAAAGUUUACACUGAUAGGCUGUCUGCUCUGCCAACGCGGUGCUCCAGAGGACAAACAGAUGGUCGCAGCAAAUACGAAGUAAAAAAAAAAAAAAAAGAGAAGAUGGAUCAGCCAGGUCCGUUUUCAGGUGUUGAGAGAACUUUCUGGACAGUUUGGAACUAUAUAACAGAAGCUGUAGCCCGCUUCCUCAGGCCACAAGCCACUGACACAGGAAACAAUGGCGCAAACUCAGUCCAGGAAUCUGCAGCUGUCAGUGAGCCUGGAAGCUGUGGUCGUGCAGAGAGUGACCUCAGAGGAAGGGAAGGAGAUGAGGAACAAGCGCCUCUUGCAACAGCCUCUGUGGUCAACCUAUCUCGGACAGCUGUUGCCUGGGAAAGCGGCUCCGGGCCUCAGACAGAAAACAAGCAAUGUGCGACACCGCUCAACAGAGGGAGUGAAAGCCCAGUAUCUGACGGCGGUGAGGGUAUGCGAGAGGAACAGGCUGCCCAGACAGCAAAUCAAGACUCAGGACUGCUCACUGCCAAAGAUGCCAGAGCAAAAGAGGAAGAGGAGGCAAAAAAUAGUGAUGGGACCAGGACUCAGGAUCUCGACAGCAGCUCAACAAAUCUUACAUAUGAUGCAGCGAGUGAAGACAAAAGGGAAGAUGGCAGAAAAAAUAGCCUUGUGGAAGAGAUUGAUCAGGCAAUGAUGAGUGAUUAUCAGCACAAAGUAGAUGAAACCAUGGGAAAUUCCCAGGAUGAGGACAAGGAAAAGCUCUGUGAGGAAGAACCAGGAGAUUUCAAAGAUCCACAUAUUUCUGUGAUGUCAGAAGAAACUGCAGUCAGUUUGCUCAUUUUCAAAGAUAAAAGCUUAGAGGAGGAGGAUAACAAGAAUACAGAAUAUACAGGAAUGCAGAAGAAUGAAGAAGAUGCAACAGUGACACAUGAGGUAUCUUUGGGAGAAGAAACUGAUGGAAGUGAUGGUGUCUCACAGCUGACCCAGUUCAAUAUCACAACCUCUGCAAGUGGCUUCAAGUCUAAUGAGGGACUGGUGGAACCUGAAGACGGACAAGUCCAGGAAUCACUGCCCACCUCUGAAAUGAUGUCAGAUGAAGACAGAGCUGUAAAGGGAGACGCAGGCAUCGCUGCUCCAGACACAGUGCGACAUGUUGAAUUACAAAUGGCCGACAACAAAAGCAGCAUUGUCGCAGAUGAUGAGAUAACUGUUGUCAGACAAGAGCAGACAAUGGCUGAGAGUACUGCAAGAGCUGCAAAUAGUGAAGUUGAGGAUGAGAAAGAAAAGGAGGAUAGGAGUGCGGUGGUCGAGAGUGAGUUGGGUGCUACAGUUGAGGAAGAAAAUGUCAAAGAGGUGGAAGCAGGUGCAGUCGGGAUACCAGAUGAAGUGAGAGAACAAGAGGAUCACUUUGAAGUGGUGACAGAAGACAGCAAAGAGGAAGAAAUCAUUAUAACUGAACUUAUUACAUGCAGUGAAGGCUUCACACAGUAUGCUAAUCUAGAUGUGCACAGAUGUGAAGAUGAGGAGACUCAGCACUUGGAAGUGGGAACCAAAACAAGUGAGGAAGAUGAUCUUGAAAACAAGAAUUCAGGGAUUUCAGGAAUAUUGGAAUCUGUCCAUGACGUGUCAUUGCCUGACAAAAAUAGCAAAGUGACAAGUGUAAACAUUGCAGUAGAUGAAAGAAGUACAGAGGAAGAAGUGGUCUCAAGUGAAAAAGAAAAAACAGUAAGUGACAAGGAAAGAACAUGCACCACCAGUGCAGCAACAGAAAUAGUAAAACCUGAAAGCAACAAUGGAGAGGAAACAAAUGGAGAGUUCAAAACUAUUUCCCAAGGGUCUCGUGUGCCUCAGGAGCUGAAUUGUAUACCAUGUGGGGAAACUGAAGAGGGAGUUCCUGGAUACAACAAUGGACAUGAGCCAGAUGAAAAUACAACACAAAGGUUCCUGAAAGGUGGAGAUUAUGAGGAAAUUCAGACCACCCAGUUACCAGAAGAGGUGGAGAGCGUCCAAAGCAUCAGCAGCAGCACUGAAGUUGGUCAUUUUCUGACUAGUGAGCAUAUGGAAGAGGAACAAGACUCAGAACUUGAAAGUACAGAGAGUAUCGAUAAGAGCUUUGAUGUGGUUGUCGAGGAAGCGACUGAGAUACUGUGCCUGACAGAUGGUGAAUUUCAGCAGGAAACUGAGAAACCGCUGGCUCAACCAGUGAGAGACACAGUGACUCAGGCAUCAGGACAGUUAUUUGCUACAAAGGCAGGACAAUUGGACAUAUCAAUGAAGACAGGAAUUCAACAGUCAGAAAAGGCAUUUGGGACCAAUGAUGAAGCUGAUGGGACAGAAAAAGAACUGCAUGAUAAGACUGAGGAGCUUCUGGUUGAGUUUGCAUUGAAUGAGGAGUUACGUGAUCCCAGAGAAGCUGAUUCUGAGGGGGCGAUCGCAGUGGAUGAUGGACUCAUGAUUGAUACAAAUACACAACAUGGGGAGAAAACAGCAGCAGUGUCAGAAGAAGAGGUCGGAUUAUCAGGCGAACCUUUGAAAUCCUCUGAGACUGAAUCACAGCAGAUGACAGAGACAAGAUUCUCUGAAUCAUUUGACGCUACAGUAUCAGAGCAGAGCAGCAGCAGGACCUCUUCUCCACUAGAGGACAUUUCUGAACCAAGACAGUCAGUUGAGGAAACCCCAGAAUUUCUUGAGGAUAAUAAUGACACAGCAACAGAAAUGGAAGCUGCAAGGUUUGAUAUGGGGGAAAUAGGUUCUGGAGUGGAGAAUUAUGCAGCAAAAAGUGAAUCAGAAAACAAAACUGAACCUGAAUUAUCUGGAGAUGCAAACACUGAGCCACCAGUUGAAUCAGUGGAGACAAAACAUGAAAUAUCAGGCAUAGCAUUUGAGACCAGAAUUGAAGAGACACUGAUAGACACUGAAUUGUCUGAUCAGUUGAUAGAGAUUGAUCCAGAGUCCAAAGCAGAAAAUACAGAAAUGAUGUUAAUGGAAACCGAAAUGGCAAAGCACAGAACAACAGAAAAUGUGUCAGAUUUAGAGGGUAGCUCAGGUUUUGAACACACAAACGAGACUGAUGAAGUACUUGACAUGCAGAUAGAGACAGUAUUGAUGGAGAACACUGAUGACACUGAGACUAAAAUUAUCAGUGAAUCAACAGGAAGGGAACCACCGGAGGAGAAGGAGCCUGAACCGCAAACGGACAUCAAAAUGCAACCAUCAGAAGAAGUACCAAAUGAACUGAGAGAGGGGCCGAUAGAGCAAUCAGUGGAAUCAAAUGUUGCUGAGUCUGGAUCAAUGAGUGACACAGAGAUAACGUCAUCAACAGAGUCUGGAUUUUUGGACAAAUCCCCAGAUGAAUGGGGCACACCAAAGAAUGAGACUCACCUACUGACAUUAAGUGAUACAGGACCAUUUCAAGACAUGCAUGGGAUGUUGGUUCAGGACAUAUUGAUGAAUGAAAGUGCCAAGGAAAUGCAGGCAUAUAUUGAGGAGGAUCAGUCCAUAAAUGCAAUACCUGGAGAGGAAACAACUCAGAUCGGAUUUCUAGGGAAAGCCCCUCAUUCAAAAGUUAUACUGUCAGAGGAGAGGCAUGGUGAGUUUCCAGAUGAAUCCCAAGAAGAAAGAGAAACAGAAAAAGUUGAACCAAUGGAAAGUGAAACAGGAUUACAGAAGGAGGCUGAUCUUGAGAUAACAGCGGAGUCCAUACUAGCCCAGGAAACUGACCGGAAAGAGGCUGAAGACGCAGAUGUCGCAUCAGUAGCAAAAAUGAAAGAUGAGACUCUUGAGUUGGUGUCUGAGCUUCCACAGGAAAUCAAACAAGAUGAUUCUGGACAGUGCAGUGAAACAGAGGAGGAUGAGUCGUCUGCGAUUCUCAGGGAGAGCACAGAGCCGGACGCCUGGGCUGUGUUGGUGGAUGGCUCACAUGGGAAGACCUGUCCUGAAGCCCAGCAUCAACUUAGUUAUCCCUCACUGGACCGAGCACAGCCUGGGGAGUCGGAGACGGAGCCACCAAGGACAAAAUCUGGACAUCAGUUUGAGGUACAUGCCUCUAUAUUAGACUUCACUGCUCAAAGAUCAAGAAUUGCUGUUAAAAACCGUCAUGUAAGGCCACCAAAAAAUCCCCGCUCCCUUCUACAAAUGCCGUCUGUGGAGCCCGAACCCUCUGGGCGUCCGCCAGUCAAAGCCAUUGCAGGGGUGCCUUUGGGAGGCUUGGGCAUUGGAAUAAAACUGCCAGGACUUGGUGCUGGUUUUCCUGUUUUAAAAAAGACACCGCGAGUGGAAAAGGAUGAAAAUAAUGCAGAAGGCUCCUCACAGAAAUCUGAGGCAGAGCCGGAAGUGAAGGAUGAUGCUCCCAAACAGGAGGAGGCCGAACACAAACCUAAAUGGAUGCCCCCAAAACACCCAGGAUUUGGAAAUCCACUUAUGUCUGAGCUCAAGAGCAAACUGAAGAAAACAGCAAAAGAGUGAGAAGAUGGUUAAUGGAAAUGCCUUAUGUAAAUAUCUGACAAUAUGAUGUAACAGGUCUUCUUUUUUAUGUAUUUCUCAAACAAUUGAAUACAAUACCCAUAUGCUUAUCA
Molecule: messenger RNA, 4746 nt
Organism: Myripristis murdjan (pinecone soldierfish)
Lineage: Eukaryota; Metazoa; Chordata; Actinopteri; Holocentriformes; Holocentridae
Product: microtubule-associated protein futsch
Exons: 6
Coding region: 281-4636 (1451 amino acids)
Source: RefSeq, a predicted model, not a curated record